GUCAAAUGUUUAAUUCAUGACCUCGCGUGCAACAACUGUUUACCGUUUGUCGCGUGAAUGUUCCUAACAAGAGCUCACUCGGUUUGGCUGCGGUAUCUCUGACCUUGACCCACCUGUCCCAUCUCUCCUGGUCCGUCACACACCAUCAAUCUGUGAACCAGCCCACACCCGCAGACGUCGAGUUGGCCGACAUCCAACGCGUACUCGCGCCCUAAGGCACACAGCCCCAAUAUUAAGCCACGUUAAGGGACCUGUGGUUCACAUUCGCCAGGUUCUUUAGAUAAGCCGAGAUGUCCUCUAUCUUUUACUUGCUCGCAGGUUUGGCACUUGCCCAUGCAUGGAGAGGCUCACACAACUCAGGUCCCCGCAAGGCCGUGUGUGUGGUCCAGCCCGACCCACAGUCCACACAGUUGGUCACCGGUAUAGUGAAUUUUACUCAGUCCUCCUACAGGAGCGCUCUAAAAAUAGACGUUAAGCUGCAAGGGUUCAGCGCAGUUCCAGAGUCGGCGCCGGAGUCUCAGUUCUUGCAUGGGUUCCACAUCCACGAGUUUGGUGACCUGAGUGGGGGGUGCACGUCUGCGGGCGGCCACUACAACCCCUUCAACGUCACCCACGGGGAUAUCAACGACGGGGUCAGACAUACAGGUGAUCUGGGCAACAUCAGACAGCGCCCUGACGGCACCAUCCCACAGCUGAGGAUCAAGGACCGACGUGCUUCUCUAUACGGGGAGUUCUCUAUCCUGGGCCGGGCUGUUGUGGUUCACGCUAAGGCAGACGACCUCGGGCGGGGCGGGAACCCAGCCAGUCUGCUCAACGGAAACGCUGGGUCACGUCUGGCAUGCUGCGUCAUCGGACUCGCCAACCCAGUCUAGUCUGCACCUUGCGUCACUUCCGUCGCCAGUCAAGCGUAGCGGUCUGCAUCUACCACACAUUGGAUGUUUUGUAACCAGAACCCAAUCAAACAAGUUUCUUGGAUCAGAUUAUAAUAAAAAUAUUUUGCAACACUCCCAA
This is a messenger RNA of Physella acuta, 1011 nucleotides long. Its product is annotated as superoxide dismutase [Cu-Zn]. NCBI's taxonomy places the organism in Eukaryota, Metazoa, Mollusca, Gastropoda, Physidae. Gene Ontology annotation, biological process: superoxide metabolic process. Gene Ontology annotation, molecular function: copper ion binding. The record is from RefSeq and is a predicted model, not a curated record.